Benincasa hispida (wax gourd) is the source of this 1405-nucleotide messenger RNA. RefSeq names its product Pentatricopeptide repeat (PPR) superfamily protein. NCBI's taxonomy places the organism in Eukaryota, Viridiplantae, Streptophyta, Magnoliopsida, Cucurbitales, Cucurbitaceae. The record is from RefSeq and is a predicted model, not a curated record. Gene Ontology annotation, molecular function: protein binding.
GACAUAUACUUUCUGUUUCUGAACUCUUCUCCACCGCCGCACCUAUGGGUUUUCUUUCUCUAAAUUCUGGCUUGCAUCCUUUUCUCUUUCCUUUGUUCAGUUUCUUUCUUCAAUUUCAACCAAUUCGUAAUUAGGGGUAGCUUUAGAACGAGAUCAAAUUUAUUCUCCCUAUGUUCUGGUUCUGAUGCCUCUCAUAAAUGACAAAACCCACAGUGCUCCACUCCUGUUCGUGAAGAUUCUUCUCAUUCCACUGUGAACUUGAGCGGUAAUAAUCCGAUGGCAAUUCGGUGGUUUUCCAGGUCGAAAUUGCCCAUUUUUGCUUCGGUAUUUCUACGAGGUCUGACAAGGAGACCAAUUAGAGAUAGCUCAUUACCAGUUAAAUCGACGAUUACUGGAUUUCAGCCGGAUUCGAGCCGACCCUUAUGGGGAUUCCGGCUAUAUCACGAUGGGAGGCCACGGGGACCCCUUUGGAGAAGCCGGAAAGCAAUUGGGAAAGAAGCGCUUUUUGUUAUUCAGGGAUUAAAGAGAUUCAAGGAAGAUGAAGAGAAACUCGAGAAGUUCAUGAAGAGUCAUGUUUUGAGGCUCUUGAAAUUGGAUAUGAUUUCUGUGCUUGGUGAACUUGAGCGGCAGGAAGAGGUUGCUUUAGCUGUCAAGAUAUUUAGGUUGAUUCAAAAGCAAGACUGGUACAAGCCUGAUGUUUUUAUAUAUAAAGACUUGAUUAUUGCAUUAGCUAGAAGUAAAAAGAUGGAUGAUGCAAUGAAGUUAUGGGAGAGCAUGAGAGAGGAGAAUUUAUUCCCUGACUCUCAAACGUAUACCGAAGUCAUCAGAGGUUUCUUGAGAUAUGGAUCUCCUUCUGAUGCAAUGAACAUAUAUGAGGAUAUGAAGAAGUCUCCAGAUCCACCAGAUGAGUUGCCAUUUAGAAUUUUGUUGAAAGGCCUUUUGCCACACCCCCUUUUGAGAAACAGAGUAAAGCAAGAUUUUGAGGAGCUCUUUCCUGACCAGCAUGUGUAUGAUCCACCAGAAGAGAUAUUCGGCCUACGUUGAGCGAAUCAACACGACGGUUUGUCAAUGAACAUUACUCUGAUUUCCUUAUACUUCUCCCUGCUCAAGCUGAAAGCAAAACAAGUGUGCGAAGCGUGAUGAUAUGAAUCUGCAAGGGGAUGGAGUCUAUAUUAAUGGCAUUUCUCCGGAUCAGUGACUUGGGAUUCAAAGGAGAAGGGAAGAAGAUGGUGAAAUACCAAAGCUUGAAUCAAAUGUAGGUGUUUGUUUCUUUUUAAGAGAGUGCAGUUUGUUGAGGGAUCAUUGUCCAAAAAAAUUCUAUUUACUGAGGAAUGUGAAUGCCACAGAGAAAUACAAAUGUGUAACUUGUCCUUCAAAAUUUUAAAAUCUUAAUUAGUCUUUUUAA